Molecule: messenger RNA, 156 nt
Organism: Camellia sinensis
Lineage: Eukaryota; Viridiplantae; Streptophyta; Magnoliopsida; Ericales; Theaceae
Source: RefSeq, a predicted model, not a curated record
AUGGCGAAUCAACAACAAAUAACGACUCGGCCACGGAUCCUCGAAGCUGUGUCUUUAACGGUAGUCAUUCUAAUAGCCGCUCACGUCUUGGCUCUAGUUUAUUGGAUUUACAGCUUGGCUACUAAGAAGCAGCCUCAGAGAAAAAAGGAGCACUAG